AUGAAGACCAUAUCUGUGGGGUUCACCAUUUACGAGGCGCAGAACCUGGAGGUGGAGAACAAGGAGUUACUAGACCCGUUGGUAAUUGUGCGGUGCUGCAACGAGGAGUACAUUACGAAAAAGAAGAAAAAAAAAUACAACGCCGUUAACUGGGAGGAAAGCUACAUAUGGGAUCGACUCACCCUGUCUGAAAUCGAGUGGAACGUAGCAAAAAUAGAAUUUGAAGUCCAAAGUGCGAAUACCUUUUGGAGAAAUGACGUAAUAGGAGUCAUUUCAUUCGAACUCAAGUUGAUUAAGAAUAAAAGAAACCACCAGAUAUAUGGAACCUACCCAAUACUGUAUAAAAAUGGCACAGAAAUAAGGGGGCAACUGAGGUUGAAGGUAAUUGUCUGUGACGAGAAGGACUACGUGGCUAAUAGUGACAUAUUUAACGAGUUAACCGAACGGAAUGAAAAGCCUACAUUGUACGGUGGUGCAGCUGGGUACUACGGAACUGGAUACGAAGAUGAGGAGAACCAGGAGCUUUACACAGAUUUAACCAAAGCAGUGGUGGAGGAAAAUUCGAUAAUGGUUAGGGACACACAUUGUAGGAAUUACUACCUAUAUGUUAAUAUACAUAAGAUAGAGGAUAUAUACAUAGAUGUAGAUAGAAAGAAAUUUAGAGACCUAUACGUUACAUGUGAGUUUAAUGGGUGCCACCUCAAGUCAAGUCAAGGAAGGAACUGUGUGAAUUAUACCUUCAAUGAAUGUUUUAAGAUUCCUAUUUCUACUCCAAUUUUGGAGGAUUCUAUCAUUAUUAAAAUAUGGGAUUGGAAUUUCCUAUCAAAUGAUGAACUCCUAGCUAUAGGUGUUCUUUCCUUUAAUCAGGUAAAGAACGAGUCCUUAAAUCCCACGUGGAUAAAUUUGUAUGGCUUUCAUAAAAAGGAGAUGGACUUUGAAAAGUAUACUGAUCAGAUGGUCAAUUCAGAUUUUAGUCUCUAUAUGGAAGGGAACUUCUACCUUGGUAGGAUUUGUAUAAGUUCCUAUGUAGAAAGGAUAAACAGCUUUGAAAAUAUGAACAUUGCCAUGACGCAAAGUUGCUUAGCUUUUGACGACCCUCUGUAUAUUCCCGUAACUCUGUUAUGUGAUGUGUAUUUUGUGACGGGUGUUUUGGCGCAUAACAUUUAUGUGCAGCUGUCUUGUGGUCCCUAUAGGAAGCGGACAGACUAUGUGCGCGCUAACACGGGGGAUAUGCUCCCAAGGGGGAAUCGUAACGUGAAAAAAGCGCGUCAGCUCACAGCAAAUGGGGAAACCAACCAAGGUGGCCAUAAUGGAGAGGACAACUUUUCCAACCUGCUCAACUUUGAUGACUUGCUAAACAUGGACAACUUCUUCUCCAAAGUUACGGAAAAGCAAAAAAUCAUCGAAGGAGGAGAAAACACCGAGUUUUAUUUCUCGCCCAGGAAGGGAAAGAUAGAGAAUCUCAAAUUCUGCGUCGUACGGGAUGAGCAGCAGCAGUGGGACGUCAUCAUAAAUGUGUUCGAGAGGGGAGGCUACCAGGGGGAAACCGCCGAUGAGGGAGAUGGCGCGUAUUCCGGCAGUAGCGGAGGUAGCGGGGGGCAUGGUGGAAGAUCCCGUCUGACAGACCACCAGAAGUACAUCCUGAGCAAAAGAAAAGCGCAAAGUGCAGGGCGGAAAAAUAAAAAGCAUAAUAGGAGGAGACACUCCCCUGGAGAGCGCACCUCCGAGGGUGUAGAAAAAAACGAGGCAUACAACACAGAUAGGAGGAUUGCUUACUAUAGACUUCCACUAAAGAACGUCCUCCUCUACAAUGAAAAAUUGUCUAGGUGUCCCAUUUGGUUGCCCUUAAAGAAUAUCCCCCAAAAUAUCCAGGGAGAAAAUAACUGCAUGUAUAAUAUAUUCCAAAAUGGGUCCAUAUUACUAAACUUAGAAAAGACUUAUGACGUGCAGUUAGGAAUAAAUAGAAGAAAAAAUCUGAUCCCAGUUAACUAUGAGUUGAGAUGCUACAUCUACGCAUGUCGAAAUGUGGUGUCCCAUUUUAAUGACUCACCUAACACGUUUGUGCAUAUCUCCUGCUCAGGGAAAAUGAAAAUAACUUCUCUUGUGUUGAACAAUUCUAACCCUGUCUUUUUACAAUGCUUAAAAAUGAACGUGAAAAUUUUAACAGACUAUUCUGUAGGGUUGCCCACCAUUCCUCUGAUCGUAGUCACCUUGUAUGAAUUUUACAAUAACACCUUUUACUUCAUUGGGAGGUGCUUCUGCAAUUAUGAUAUCUACCUUCGGGACAAUAAAAUGAAGUGUAAUUUCGCAGAUAGAGGCUCUAAAUAUAACGUAGUAGACCAGGUAAAGCCCAGAUGGAUUAAGCUCAAAGGGAGUAAACAUGUGCGGGCUAUGUAUCCAAAUAAUUUGUGGCAACAUCAUGGGAACGACAAAAGAUUAAUGCAGGAGUAUAUGUAUCAAAAACAGAAGGAGCUUCGAAGGAACAGUGGCCAAAGUAGCAACAACAAUGGACAUGAGUAUGUCUAUCCACACAACGAAUUGCAGAAAGGUGAACGAGUAGGAGAUAUACUCCUCUACUUUGAACUAGUACAAGAAAAAGACGCUCUGAAAAUACCAGUCUACCCAAUGAUAACAGAGAUAAAAAAAUGCACCUUGUCAUUCUUUUGCAUGUCUCUCGAAAAUUUAAUACUCAUUCAGAAGAAGAAGCAGAUCCAAUUGGCAAGUGACAAACCGACCAGGACUGACAUCACUCACCCAGUUAUUUUACUCUCCAUCACUUCAUACUCAUCAUAUGGGAAAAAAAAUAACCAAAUUGUCAUUAAAUAUGAAAAGACGUUAAAAUCUAAUACCCCUAUACAUUUGAAGAAUUGGAAGAAUUCUUUCGAUCAGCAAAGCUUCGAAAUGUUUUGCAUCGAAAAUCUAUCACUAGAUCUUCCUCUUGAUCCCAUUUUUGAUCCCAUUCUGAGUGUCAGAGUAUACAACAAGAAAAUAAAGGAGAAGUAUUUCAUUGGAGAGACCAACAUUUCGCUAGUUCCAUACUUGCCCUGGAUUAAGGAUCUCGACCAGGUGCUCUACUACCUGCAAGCUCACGAUGAUUAUUCCGAGACCAUAGACUUGGAAAAUGUGGAUAUGGCUUUCAACCUGUACAAGAACAAGAACGCUGCUCUAGUCAUCACAGCGAUUUCCCUGGCCGACUGUGAGCAUACCCUCAACUUGAAGGAGGAAGUCGGGCAGGGCGAGUUCGCCGACGACGAUGAGGAGUGGCGGCGGUUGCCGCUUUUUAGGCAGGAGGGUGCACGCGGCGAUGAGCGUACCCAUGAUCACAUCGAUGGGUAUGGAGAUUCGUGUGUCGAUCCGAGUGGUGCUACGUAUGCUGACCCAUACGCCAACCCAUACGCCGACCCAUACACAGAUCCAUACGGAGGUACAUAUGCCGACCCAUAUAACAACCCCUACACCGACCAAUACGCCUCUCCCUAUGGGAACUUGCAAAUGCUCCCAAAUGGCCCCGCGCAGAAUGCAAUCCCAAAUGAAGACGUGGUGAAGAACCUGUACAAGAACAACAUCCAGAACCCAGCCACCUACGGUAUGAUCAACUACAGCGGAUCAAUUAACGCAGAGCAGUUCCCCAGCCAAGGGCACCCAUUACGCAGCUCUCUUGGAAACAUCAACGGGAUGAACAAAAUGAAUCGUCCUUUUGGGAGAGGGUACCCCUACACCCAAGGAAAGCAGGACAUCAGCACAACUUACAAAAUAAAAUACGAAAACGAAAUAUACAAGCUGCAUGAUGACGGUGUGCCGGAAGUGAUCAAGACAAGUUACAGUGUUAAAAAUUACCCAUACAUAAAAAUAUUAACGAGUAAAUUCAUCCUCAAUGUUUACAUCCCCCCUAGGUUUAUUCUAUACGUGGAGGGAGACAAAAUAAAUGUGGGAAAAUAUGUGAAGAAUGUACAACGUGUUUCAGUAGACGGGGUGUUGGAAAGUUACCUGGACGAUAUACUCAUUCCGUCUCUGCCACUCAGGAGGAAGUUGAAUUGGUCGACCAGCACUCUUCACCAUUCUUGUGCAAAUGAAAAUAAAGUUACAAAAGGGGGGAUGCAUUUCGCGUGUUAUGAGAAAUUCCCCUUCGUAGAAAUUUUAGGAGGACAAAUAAAGUGCUUUACAAAAAUUCGCUACCAAAAUUUAGAAUCAGAAAAUAUCCCACUAAGUUUGAAAGAUGUAACUAGCCAAAAUGCUUUCAGAAACAAAUUUAGAGGAGAUAAAAAGAUUCCACUGUACCUCAAAAUUAGGGUCUACGUGUUAAGGGGAAUAGGAAUAUAUGGGGUAAAUAAUAACAAUAUGGCGAACCCUUACUUGAUUUUCUCACUAGGGGAAAAAACAUCUAAUUUGAGAAAUUCCUUUAAGGAGAACAGUUUGAACCCGGAUUUUAGAUGCCUGUGGGAAAGCGAAGCGAUCUUUCCGGAAGACGAAAUUUUAACCGUCAGUGUGUACAGUGCGGAAGAUAACUAUGACAAGCAGAUAAACGAUCUAUACAUAGGUUCAACUGAAAUUAACUUAUUUGAUAGGUGGACAAGCAAGGAGUGGAAAGGUAUGAUGAAGAGGAAUAAAGUCCCCAUAGAGUAUAGACCUUUAUAUAAGGAUGACUUGAAAGCACGACCAGAGGGAAGCGACAUUGGGAGACCGAACAACCGGAGUUACUACAGUAGCACAACCAUGGAUAAUAAUCUCUACCAAAAGGGGAACAAUUGGAAUGGAAUUUUUUCAUUCCUUGAUUUUUUUACUUAUCUUGUGAGACCCACUUCGUCCUACCUUUGGGGGGGGAGAAAUUACAAAAAUGAAGAAUCUAUUUUAGGUAACCAUCAAGAAGGAAAAAAUAAUGGUAUCCUAGAAAUGUGGGUAGAAAUUAUGGACUAUGAACAGUCUAAAAAAAUACCUAUACAUAAAAUGGGAACUCCUAAAAAGACAGACAUCGAAAUUCGAAUUAUCAUUUGGAGAUGCACUAUGCUAUCUAUGGACGAAAAUCUGAGCAAAACCUUCGACCUCCUUGUCACGGCUGAGUUAGAUUGUGUCAAUUAUAACGGAACCAAUUCUACCAUCCAAUCAACCGAUGUCCAUUAUAGCUGUAAAAAUGGGAACGCCGUUUUUAACUGGAGAGUUGUAUACCCUCAGAUAUCUCACCCAUUAAAUACUUGUUUCUUGCAGCUAGCUGUCUACAAUAACAACAACGUAGGGGUGAGUGAAUUCUUAGGGGAAGUCAAUUUGGAGUUAUCAAAAUAUAUUAAUAAAGCUUCCCAAAUUGUUAAUAAGCUAGAAUUAGAUGCUGAGCUCAAGUUAAGGAAAAAAAAAGGAACAGAUUCGGACAAUAAUUAUAAUGGCUAUUUACAAGUUACUGUACAGUUUCUGCCGCAAACAAAGGCCAAUGUGAAACCUGUGGGGCUCGGGAGACAGGAACCAAACAGAAAUCCCUACCUCAGGACUCCUGAUUCGGGAAGGGAUUGGAACGAUUUCGUUUAUUCCAUUGGAUUCAACGAUAUUUAUAAGCCCUUCUGGGGAUGGCUCAAGAUAUUCUGUAUUUGUGUUCUCCUCAUCUGGGUCUUUAUCAUGUCGUUUGUUUAUCCGUCUCUCCUCAUGUAG
Messenger RNA from Plasmodium coatneyi, 5634 nucleotides. Its product is annotated as Ferlin. The record is from RefSeq and is a predicted model, not a curated record. Lineage: Eukaryota; Apicomplexa; Aconoidasida; Haemosporida; Plasmodiidae. The transcript has a single exon. The coding region runs from base 1 to 5634 and encodes 1877 amino acids. Gene Ontology annotation, biological process: plasma membrane organization.